This is a messenger RNA of Pseudovirgaria hyperparasitica, 2105 nucleotides long. RefSeq names its product class I/II aminotransferas-like protein. Lineage: Eukaryota; Fungi; Ascomycota; Dothideomycetes; Acrospermales; Acrospermaceae. The coding region runs from base 310 to 1812 and encodes 500 amino acids. The transcript has 3 exons. The record is from RefSeq and is a predicted model, not a curated record. Gene Ontology annotation, biological process: biosynthetic process. Gene Ontology annotation, molecular function: pyridoxal phosphate binding.
GCGCCAGUUGGUGUUCAUUGCUCACCGUAUCCACAGCACCUAGCCCCAGACCUAGAGGGGAACUUGGGCAGCGGCAAGAGAAAUGUGGGAACAAGACGAGAGACAACAGUUACAAGGAUCCUGCAUUGCCCGCGCCGUCAACAUCGACUUUUGGUUUUAAGGCUGUCCCGGGCCACUCUAAUUAUCAUUAUUUCCCUCUUCCUCAACUCGUGCAUUGCUUCUGCUUGCAUUUGCAUUUGCACUCAACUCCACUACCAAGGAAUACCAAGCCUCCAAGCUCCAGCUUAGAACUACAGUACUGCUGCCAUCAUGUCGUUCCCCGCCCAUCGUCUGUCCAUUUCUACCAAAAAUCGACCUUCGUCGCUUCAAGGCAUCAGCAAGCCCAAGGAGCGUCGAUUCUCCUCCAACCAGCAGAGCGAAAAUGAGCUUCAAUCGCAGAUUCACCGUCAGUUCCGUGACGCUCACGAGGGCCACAAGCCUCACGCCGGACUCGAUGCUUCUCGUGCCUCUACAGGUGUCGUCUGGACUUCAGAGCGCGCCUACGAGCAUGGCUUCGCAGAAAACCCAGCGGCUUGGUCCAACUUGGGGCAAGGUGCUCCCGAGGUCGAGGACGAGAUCGAUGGCACAUUCGUCCGCCCACACAAGAUUGACGUUACCAUGACCGGCAGAGAAUAUGGACCUACCGCUGGUAUUCGCCCUUUGAGAGAGGCGGUCGCCAAUCUCUACAACGAGCAUCACAGACAGGGAAAAGAGAGCAAGUACACGUGGGAGAACGUCUGUAUCGUUCCCGGUGGACGUGCUGGUCUCAUCCGUAUUGCUGCAGUUUUGGGCAACACAUACCUGGGUUUCUUCAUUCCGGACUACACGGCGUAUAACGAGAUGUUGUCGCUCUUCCGUAACAUUGCCGCUAUUCCUAUUCCUCUAUCUCGCGACGAUGGAUACCAUAUCCACCCGGAUAAGAUUGCGGAGGAAAUUGCCCGUGGUACAUCUGUCAUCCUGACUUCCAACCCUCGUAACCCAACCGGUCAGAUGAUCACCAACCCUGAGCUUGCCCAGAUCCAGGAUAUCUGCCGUGACCGUGCCACGUUGGUUAUGGACGAAUUUUACUGCGGCUACAACUACACCACAGAGUGCGAUGGCACUGUUAUCUCAGCUGCCGAAAAUGUCGAGGAUGUGGACGAAGACGACGUCCUCAUCAUUGACGGUAUGACCAAGCGCUUCCGCCUGCCCGGCUGGAGAGUCGCAUGGGUCAUUGGACCCAAGGAAUUCAUCAAGGCAAUUGGCUCUUGUGGUUCGUACCUCGAUGGAGGCUGCAAUGUUCCUUUCCAGGAGGCCGCAAUCCCUAUGCUUGAGCCACACAAAGUCCGUCACGAGAUGCGCGCUCUCCAGACCCACUUUAAGACAAAGCGUGAUUAUGUUGUGGGUCGUCUUGAGGCAAUGGGCUUUUCUCUUGGCUACUGCCCGAACUCCACCUUUUACUUGUGGCUCGACCUAUCUGAACUGCCCAUAGAGAUCAACGAUGGUCUGAACUUCUUUCAAGCUCUGCUUGCGGAGAAGACAAUUGUUGUUCCGGGUAUCUUCUUCGACUUAAAUCCCAGCAAGCGUCGUGAUCUGUUUGACUCUCCUUGUCAUCACUUCGUACGUAUCUCGUAUGGUCCGCGCAUGGACAACCUCGUCAAGGGUAUGGAUGCCAUUGAGCGCGUCUUGAAGAAGUAUGGCGCAUUCAAGUUCGCCGACAAGCGUGAUGAUGCUGCCAUCGAAAGCCCCAUCUACCCGACCAGUCCAAAAGUUACCCGCAAGUCGGGCGCAUAGAUGUGGCACGCGAGAUCUCGGAGGCGACGUGGCAAACCACUCGACCUCAUCAUCCUUGCUUGGAUUAAUGAAUGUCUGGUAUACGUGCAAUUUAUGUUUUGUGGUUUGAAUACAGCAGCCCGAACAGGGGAUGGAAUUGGAUAAUGUGCUCAUAGACACUACUAUUUGGGUCAAAGAACAUAGCUUAGAUAUUCGUGAUACCUUAGAUAGCGGUAAUAGACCGUCUUGAUACCUCUGGCCUAGUGUCUUGCUUUCGAAUCAUAUAAAGAGUAUACUGUAUUGGUUCACUACAG